Messenger RNA from Callorhinchus milii (elephant shark), 3435 nucleotides. RefSeq names its product inactive N-acetylated-alpha-linked acidic dipeptidase-like protein 2. Bases 356 to 2767 code for a protein of 803 amino acids. Lineage: Eukaryota; Metazoa; Chordata; Chondrichthyes; Chimaeriformes; Callorhinchidae. The record is from RefSeq and is a predicted model, not a curated record. The transcript is spliced from 17 exons.
GCGGUGAUGUGCUGAUUCUAGUCGUGUGGCAUUGUGCGCGGAGGAAAGACGUUAUUCCAAAAGUAAGGGCCUGGGUUCGGAACGACUGAUGGGUUUUUCAACCUCCGACAGUCAACAGCUCCUGAGUGGGUUGGGUCCCUUUCGCUUGACCUAAGGCUAAGCCCAUGUACCAAUGCUGCUAUUUGUAGUCGGGCGACUGGACCAGUUGGAUUUCAGGAAGUCUCGAAGAACAAAAUAGUGGAAGAAAGUUAAUCACUUAAUUUAAGGAGCUCAGAUGGAUCCUGGUGUACGACAAGCAGCUUGAAAAGACCAAAACCAUUGUCCUUCUGGGUCCAGCGCUAAUUGUGGUGACGAAAUGGCCUAUCGGAAAGUGGAUCAGAAAUUUUCACUGCGCACCCACGAUGUGGAGCCUGACGAACUUCCGAUUGCUUCUCUGGAGUUGGAGUGGGACAUGGAGAAGGAGCUGGAGGAGAGUGCGUUUGAUGACUUUGGACUGGAGGAUUCGAGCCAACCCCAUGUGAGCAACUCCACUCAGAAUACCGAUCUCGACAUGGAAUUUAUCCAACCUUCUACAUCCCCUCGGGGCAGGUUCGAACGUCUUCAAGAGGAAGCCAGUUACCACACAGCACAUCAUCUGAGACAAGGACCAAACCAUCAACCCAGCAGCUUUUAUAAGAAAGCCAAACUCUUUACUGCAGCAAUUGCAAUAUUUAUAUGUGGUCUUCUGAUCGGUUACUAUGGACGUAAAGUUAGUACAAUGAAAAAGUUGCCAAAUAAUGGAACAGCACCGAGUCCGACUCCAUCUACAAGCACUGUUCCACCUGAUGACAACACUGUCCUCCAGGAAAUUGUUCAGGAAAUCGGAGCUGAGAGCAUCAAAAUACUUUUCAGGAAUUUUGCACAAUUGGCUGCGGAUUCAGACUCAGGCGAGGGGAGCGCUGCCUCACAUGUUAUGGAGCAGUGGGCUGCGUCUGGACUAAUGGAAACCCGCUUAGUAAAUUACACAGUGCUCCUGAGCUUGCCUGACGCCAAGCCAAACAGAAUCACUCUGACAAACAGCAGCCAGUGCUUUUAUCCCAAUGGACAGCAAUGCAGCCCUCGAUCAUCAGCCCCACGUGAGGAGAAAGGAAAACGUGACCUUCUCGGUUCCUACGCAGCUUAUUCUGCCAACGGAUCUCUGGAGGCAGAGCUCGUGGAUGUACAGUAUGGAACAGUUGAUGAUCUUCUCAACCUUCGUUCAAGUACCAACUUUACCCNAAAAAUUGCACUAGUUAAACUUGGACAGGCACCGUUAUUAUAUAAGUUGUCUUUAUUGCUGGAGGCUGGUUUUGGAGGAGCUUUGGUCUACGUUGAUCCCUGUGAUUCACCCCAAAACAUGAACACCAGUCACGAAACAUUUUGGAUUUCAUUGAACCCUGGAGGAGAUCCAUCCACACAAGGAUACCCUAGCAUUGAUGGAAGCUUCAGAGAGUACCGGCCAAACCUCACAUCUUUGCUGGUCCAACCAAUUUCUGCCGUCCUAGCUAAAGAGCUUCUCUCAUCAAAUAAGAUGGCGAGUGGAAGUGGCUGUGUUCUGCUGGCGAAUUCAAGCUCAGACAGGAAAACUGUCAGACUGGAGGUGGGCACAGUCGCUGACUACAAGACCAUUCAGAAUGUGAUUGGCCGCUUGAAGGGAUCUGUCAACCCAGAUAAGUAUGUUAUUGUUGGCAGUCACCAUGGCAACGGUGAAGAACUCUGGCCCAGUAGCGCCUCAAUCGUGACGGAGAUAAUCCAGGCCGUGAUGUCCCACGUUCGACAGAGAGGGUGGCACCCGAAUCGGAGCAUCUUGUUUUGUUCCUGGGGAGGGACUGCCUUCGGCAGCAUCGGCUCACACGAGUGGGCAGAGGAGAUGGAGCAUGUUCUCCAGGUUAAUGCUGUGGCUUACGUUAACCUGUUCAAGCCUGUUUUGGGAAAUGGAAUUCUGCACACCGUGGCUUCACCUUCCCUUCGGCAACUGGCAGCAGAUGUUAUAAACACGAGGUUUUCUUUAAACUGCACACGGCAGGAGAAAUGCUCAGGAGCCAAGGUCCACUCAGCGCAGGUGGAAGGAAACAAUGAUUUCUUCAUAAAUCAUCUUGGAGUACCAACUGUUCAAUUUGCAUAUCUGGAGACAAAAACGCCAGCGGGACCCGGGUUUAUAUCUGAAGCACUUUGGGCUCGGGAUGUGUCAGUGGUUGAGUCCUUAGAUCCCUCCUUCCGUCUUCACGAGACUGUUGCUAAGUUGACGGCAGAAAUGAUCCUGCGGAUAGCCAACGAGCCAGUUCUGCCUUUCAAUGUCCUCGAUGUAGCCCUGGUGAUACAAGAGCAACUCAAAGGCGAGGGCGAGUCUUCACGUCACAUGCUGGCAUUUGCGAAUGCGCUGAGGGAAAGUGCCCAACUGUUUCAGUCCAAUGAGAUGCGUCCAGCCAAUGACCCCAAGGAACGUGAUGCUGUCCGUCUCCGGAUGUUAAACAAUGUGCUGCAGAACCUGGAGAAAAACUUCAUCAUCCAACAGGUCCCGCCCGGCUACUACAGAAAUAUACUAUAUCGUCUUGACGAGGGGUCAAACCAGUUCUCUGUCGUGGAAGAAGCUUUUAACCAUCACCAACUCCAACAGACAAACCAAACCUUAAACACUGUGUUGUCCAAGGUGAUGAACAGCAUUCGCGCUGCUCAGGCUUAUGUGAAGGCCGGCUUGGAAGUGUUUGAGAACAUUCGAAAUACAAAAAAACACACAUUAGACUUUUAGAAACGUGCAAUGGGGAAUAAGAGGAAACGUGUCCUCUAUAAACAAAUUUCUUUAUAUAUGUGUUCUUGAAAAACGGUUCCUGAAUUUACCAAAGGACGUGUUGUUACUGAUCACAGGGAUGCAAAUACACUCCAGAGACAAAACAUUGGUGAUCUUCAUUAACAGGGUAGCGCUUAACAUUAACUACUGAGUCAGACACAGUACUUCUACCUAGUUAUAUUGGAGACAAUGCUGUGGUCAUACAAGAUCAAUACUUGCUGGGGUUAUGGGAUGGCAAACUAUUUCUGCCCUUUAAAGACUGCUAGCUAUUAAAUUAGGCAAGAAUAUCAAAAGAGAAAUGCUUAUUAACCGAAAUAAUUCAUUCAGUCCAUCUAAUGGACUGAAAUCUGAUGCCAAUGAAUGUUUUAUAAGCACUUAAUUAUUUUCACCAUAAUUUACCUCAAAAUGGGCGAUUCAUUAAAUUGAUCAAAUUUAAGAUAGAGGGUUUCAUUAAAGCUGGAAAUGUAUAAUGUGUGCCUUUCAACCUGUGGAUACAUUUAUAAAGUGGUAUUUUUGUAACGAAACAAAUUAUGUGUCGUAAAGAACGGGAGAUUUUCCUGCUUUGUUUUAAGCAUGUUAAUGCAAUUGACAUGUUACGUUAUCUUUUGUUUAAGCUCGAUAUAAAAAAA